Messenger RNA from Camelina sativa (false flax), 690 nucleotides. Lineage: Eukaryota; Viridiplantae; Streptophyta; Magnoliopsida; Brassicales; Brassicaceae. The record is from RefSeq and is a predicted model, not a curated record.
CGAAGACAACAGUUGAAGACUUGCUUCAUCAUCAAUUUUCUGAUCGAAUCGAAUCUCACAUUCAUUAUUGUGUUAGCUUCAUUUGAGUAAUAUGGAGAACCUAAUAUUUCAACAGCUCGGCUCAUGUCCCUUACCGAUAAAAACAUCAGAAAUCCGUUCAGCUCCAUUCAAAACAAAGCAAUGUCAAUGUCAUCAAUAGCUAACGAGAAGUCGGAUUAUGCUAGAACCGCAACGUCAUUCCGGAACUUUGUAUCACAAAAACCUGAUUCACAGUUUCCAGCAAAGUCAGGAAGAUACCAUCUUUACAUAUCUUACGCUUGUCCAUGGGCUUCAAGAUGUCUUGCAGUAUUGAAACUCAAAGGGCUUAAAAAAGCAAUAAGCUUCUCGUCUGUCCAACCAGUUUGGAGAAAAACCAAAGAAAGCGACGACCAUAUGGGAUGGGUUUUUCUAGAUUCAGAUACAGAAGUUCUUGGAGCUGAUACUGAUCGUCUUAAUGGUGCAAGAAGCAUAAGAGAACUUUAUGAUAUCGCUAGCUCGAACUACACGGGCAAAUACACUGUUCCUGUUCUUUGGGAUAAGAAGCUUAAGACUAUAGUUAACAAUGAGAGCUCUGAGAUAAUCCAAAUGUUCAAUACGAAGUUCAUUCAUGUUGCAGAAAACCCUUCUCUUGUUCUUCACCCUCCCAGUUGA